UACAUUGGAGGCAAGGUGAUUGUUCAAGAGCUGUGGAUCAUUAUGCUGCAGACGACGUCAGAGUAAAGACGUGUACACUAGCUAUCUCUGGUCUGCACGUGUAAAUAUCACAAUGGCAUUCAUGUUUAGUCAAAGAUCAGAGAGCAAUCUCUCUGUCGCAACAAAUGUGUCACAAAAUUCCAAAACAGGUCCAUACUUGGAGGGAAAUUUAAAACUCAUUGACACUUUGGAUUGUACAAAUGAUGUAAUGUGUUGUAAAUUCAAUGCUGAUGGUUCUGUGUUAGCUGUAGGACAAAUAGAUGGUGUAAUUAAGAUAUUUAAUGCUCAUAAUAGCCAGUUAUUGUACAGUUUACAAGAUGAUGACACAUUAAAACAUCACCUUCCAGUCACACAAAUCAGAUUUCGCAUAUUUUCUAGUUUAGAAAAAGAAGAAUAUUCCCAUAUCUUAGUAGCUUCUUAUGCAUCAGGCCAUGUGAAGAUUUGGCAUUACACAUCAGGGAAAUGUUUACACACAAUAAAUGAAGUAAGAACUACAUUAAAUGUGGCAUUAAAUCCAGAGGGAACAAAGUUCAUAACCACUGGAGAUACAACAGAAAUUAAUAUAUAUGAUGAAGAAACAAAGAAAAAACUGAAUACUUUAGAACCUAGUGAUAAUCGAAAUAAAAUGGAUGGUCAUCAUUUUAGAGUAUUUGCAGCUAUAUAUCAUCCAGAAAUACCUCAUGUCUUCCUAACUGGCGGCUGGGAUAAUACAGUUCAUUACUGGGAUGACAGACAGCCACAUUCUAUCAGAUACCUACAUGGUCCACAUAUCUGCGGUGAUGCCUUAGACAUAGACCCUUAUAACAAUCAUAUACUCACUGGUUCAUGGAGGAAAAAAGAUGUCUUACAGAUCUGGGACUUUUCUUCAGCAGAGAAAAUAAAAGAUGUGCCACCAGAUCCUAUGGGUCAUACACAGUUAUACUGCUGUCAGUGGUUAGGCAGAGACAGUAUUUUAUGUGGUGGAUCUGAUCUUAACUUGGCCAAAGUUGUUGAUAGAGGAACACUCAGUACAAUAGGUCAAGUAACAGAUUUAAGCCAAGGUGUAUAUUGUUGUGACCAUGACAACAACAGUUCUCGUCCACUCAUGGCCAUAGGCAGUUUAAAACAGAUCUUCUUAAUCAAACCUGAAAAGAGGGUUUAGUGCUAUAGUGUAUUGUGCUAAUGUAUUGUUAAAGAUUUAGUUUAUAUUUUUAUGUUUAUUCCAGAAGAAAGUUUCAUUUCUUAUGUUGUUUCAUAUUAUUUAAGCAUAAUGAAGUUUAGUAUCAAUUAGCGGAUUUAGAAGGGGAGGGGAGGCAUAGAGGGCAAACAUCAUUUUUGGUAUGAAAUUGUCCCAAAAAAUAUUCAGCCUAUUACGCCCCACUUUCCUCGAAUAUUAUUCAAACAAUCAAAAUAAAAUAAAUCAAUAUCAUUUAAUUGUGUAUACAUUAUCAUAAUAUGUAUGGAAAAAAGGAGAUGUGGUGUAUAACUCAAUGAGACAGCAACCCAAUGACAAAAAAGGGCAAUUUACAGUCUUCAUAAAAAAGUUUCACAUAUUGUUAGAAAUUGAUUUGUAUGAAACACACAAUAUUAAUAUUCCUAAGACUGAUUCAUCAGAUAUGUAUCCAUUGUUAUUAUCAUGAAAUGUGUUAAAAUUAAUAAAUCUUUGUACAAAUUGUACAAUAAGAUUAUAAGUGCUAUGUUGACGUUUUAAAUUUUACUGCUAGUAUUGUUAUGGAAUGCUUGUUAAAUGAGAUAUGGGACCAACAUUUUUUUCAGCAAGCUUAAUUAGCUUGUAAAUAUGCCAUUUGGAAAAAGACUUAAUUGAGCAAUAGUUUCAAAAUCAAAAUUUUUUGCUGGUGGGAUUUUAUACUGCUAACUAUAACCAGCUUGUUUUGAAAUUUCUAGCAGACAAAAACAAAACUCAAAAGAUCUACAUUAUUCUGCGAUUCCUAUUUUGUAUCUUAGCAUGAAUUUCACUUGUGACGUCGUCAGUAUUGUGCAAAUCUGAAGAAUUUACCCAUUAAUACAUUGAAUUAAGUCUCGAUGAUGUUAUGCAUUCUUAUGCAGAAUAAAAUGAAUAUGUUCAUUUUAUUUUUACAUGAAAAUAAAUUUUUGGAGCCUUUUUUUUGGGAUGAUAAGUGAUAAAAGUAAUUUUUCAGAACUUAUCGAUGCAUGAAUUUGAGCUUUUAUCCAGUUUGCAAGUGAGUUGGCCUUUUUACAUAUCAAUAUAUUUGAUCAAAUAACCUCUAAUGUAUAUUGCUGACCAUUGAUAUUAGGAAAACACAAAAAGAUUAUUUUGUCGGAUAUUAUUAGUUCAUUUUGUUGGAAUCUUUAUGAAAUGAUACUUAAAAUAUAAGAAGAUAGUAUACAAGAAAUAAAAUAAUUUCAUAGAAAUUUACAAAUGAUUUACUGAAAUAAGUAUUUAGCCAGCCAGAAGCUUUAAAGAAUAAGAAACAUGCUUGGAAUUUUAAUUUCUUACUUAUUUUUUUUUUAUUAUUUUUUUAUAUAGAAUAUAGAAUAUGUAUUAUGUAAUUAGAAAUAUUGUGACCUAUCCGUCCAGUUUUCAUCAAUCAUUCCAUUUUUUAUAUAUUUAUUGACAGUUUUAAGUGCUAAUGAUGUCCACAGAACCACCAAACCAUACAUCAUAAGAACAUUAUAUACUUCACUCCUCCUGGUCUUGUGUAGAUUUCGGAACUUGCGGAACUAAAUAAAGCAAACAUACAAACCCUGAAAGUGACAAAUCAGAAUUCAUUUCAACAAUAUUUUGACUUUUUACAUUUGUAAUCAAAGCAAGAAGCAAAUUGUUGAGACCCAACAACACAAAUGGAUGUUGUAUGUGACUUUUAGAUCCUUAGACCUUGACCACUAUAGCUUCUGUUAAUUAAUCAGGCAUAGUUAGCAAGUUAAAAAGAACUUUUCAUUCGUGUGACCACACCAUUCAUUUUUGAACAUUAUUCCAAAAGUCUUAUAUUUAUUUUACUAUGCAAUCCAUUUUGAAAUCAGCUGAUAAAAUGUUUUUUGAUUUCUCUAGAAAUUAUUGUUUUUUAUGUACUAAUAAUUGAUUUUAAUUGGUGCAGAAAUGCAUAAUAAAAUAAAAUUGUUAAUACCUC
Messenger RNA from Mytilus californianus (California mussel), 3128 nucleotides. RefSeq names its product WD repeat-containing protein 5-like. The record is from RefSeq and is a predicted model, not a curated record. Gene Ontology annotation, molecular function: protein binding. The transcript is spliced from 10 exons. NCBI's taxonomy places the organism in Eukaryota, Metazoa, Mollusca, Bivalvia, Mytilida, Mytilidae. The coding region runs from base 113 to 1180 and encodes 355 amino acids.